GGGCAGCACCGGGUAACUAGGCAACUUUGGAGGUGUGGCCCGGAGCGGUAGGUUGGUAACAGUUGCAAUCAGACAUUAUUCGAUUCUGCUUUAAUAGUUUGGGCCGUUUUGUUAGAUUAACACAUGGAGAACGUGACCCCACAACCAAUGGAUUCGGUCAAAGCUCUGCAGUCCUGCCAUAUCCAACGAUGAUGGGGAGCCUUGGACAUCAGUUUAAAAGACCAGGCUGAAACAUUUGCAACCAUGUUCAGCUUGAUCCCAGCUCCUCCUGAGGUCCCCUACAUCACAGAAUUCAGUCUUCAGCCAAUUUGAUUCACUCCGUGUGAUAUCAAGAAACAUCUGAAGGCUUUGGAUACUGCAAAAGCUGUGGACCCUCGCAAUAUUCCAGCUUGUGCUCUAGAACUUCUUGUGCCCCCUAACAAAGCUGUUCCAGUACAGCUACGACACUGGCAUCUACCUGGCAAUGUGGAAAAUUGUCCAGGCAUGUCCUGUCCACAAAAACAGGACAAACUGGCCAAUUACCACCCAUCGGUCUACUCUCUAUAAUUAACAAGAUGAUAGGAAGUGUCAUGGACAGCAUUAUCAAAGAACACUUACUCAGUGAUAACCUGCUCACCAGUAGUCAGGUUGGGUUCUGAUGGGGCCAAUCUUCUCUCAACAUCGUUGUAGCUUUGGCCCAAACAUGGACAAAGAGCUGAAUUCCAGAAGUGAUGAUGUUCAGGAAAGGUGGAUUGCGGAAUUCUGCCCUGGCGAGAGCCCAGGCCCAGCUCUCUGGACAGAGAAUAUUUGGAAGCUUUGAGGACUCUGGAGAUGAACUGCAGGAAUAUAUGAACACUCUGUACAAGAAAAGCAAUUCCCUGAAGAUUAAUCCAUUUAACUUGCAUGAAAUCAGUGACCAAAGUGACAUUUCAUUAGAGGAUAUAGUGGAUAGAGAAUGGAAAGGGAAUCGAUAUUCAAAAACUGCAGCUACUGUAAAGCCAGCAGAAGGCAUCAGGGAGCUGCCAUUGACUGGCAAUCGGUUCUUGAAGAAGCCAAACAAAUUGGCAGUGUCACAAAGUCCCACAGUGAGCAAGAGCAUGUUGAAGAAAGCUAAUGAGGAAGACACAAGAAGACCAGAUGCUGCCUCGGCGUGGGUCAGAUCUUCCAGUGCUGUGCUUGCCAGACUAACGCAAAUAGAAAACAAAAUCGUGAGCAGAAGACUGAGUGCACACACAAUCGAUUCUGAUGAGGAUUCACAUAUUUCUGAUGAGAAGCAACUUUCUCCCAAGUCAAGCAGUGAGUUAAGUGGAAAAGGGAGCAGAUUCCUGAAGAGAAUGUCAGAUACUGCUACAAAGCAGGAGCACAAUGUCAGGACUCUGAAGAAAGAAAUGGGAUCUUCAAAGAGAGACCAGCAUAAUGCAUAUCCUCGAACUCCAGCCAGAGUGGCCACAAUUGACAGUGAUGAAGAGGAAAUGAGGAAAAUACUAGGAGGCUCCUUAGAACUCGCUGAUGAAAGUGAACUUAUAAAAAGAUCACUUGUAACUCCACAACACAGUUUCAAGCUGCGAAAACAGUCUACCUUGAGAAACCAUCCGAGGGGCCAAUUGAGAAUGCCCUCCCCACCUAGUGUGGGUUCCCCUCUGAGCCAGUCUCCAAGAAUGAAGUUUGUGAAACAACUCCCGUCUUCCCCAUCUGAACGAAGUGAGAUUAAGUCUUUGGAUGAGCUCUUUGCUGAACCCUCUGUUGCUGAGGAUGUGAAAAGUCUUGACAAUGAGUCCUCCAAUGACUUCCGGCUAAAUAUCUUGACUCUGGAAGAUUUGGUUCCAUCUGUAGAACAGAAAACUACAAAAGAAGCACCAACUCUGAAGAAUGAAGAGAGUCGACCCCCUGAUAAUCAGAAUACGCAAUCUGCUCUUCACACCUCAGAGCUACGUAUGGCAAAUGAGCUAGUCAGUCCACAUACUCAACCUUCCACACCUUCAAGAGAAAAAUAUGAGAGUGACUUGGAAAGUGAUAUCAUGGUGGAAAAUGCUGUAACUGGAAGUGAAAUCACUGAACAUUUGACUGGCGAUUCUAAUGUGUCAAAGAAGGAAAAGAACUUUCCAGAGAAGCUGCACAAGCGAUUAAAAGCAGAUGGUGAGAGCACUCUGUGUUCUGAAUACUCGGAGGACUUUGAAAAUUCUGACUCUGAAGUAUCAUUGGCAAAAAUGGACCAGAGUGAAUCAUGUGCUGACCAGAGUGAAUCAAGUGCUGACCGGUUAUCUAAGGAGGAGCUAAAGACAGAUUACUCUGACUACAGCACUUUCCAUUCAACAUCCUCAACUCCGACUUCAGACCAGUCAAAUUUGGCAGCAAGCUCUGAAUCAUCCUGUUCAUUGAGAAGGAAACGAGAAUCAGGGCUGACUAAAGUGAUUGUAAAAGAUACAGCAAUACAGACGCAGCCAUCUGGAUUCACCUACACCUGGCCCAGAGAAGGAGGUGUGACAGUCCUCGGAGCAUCUCUUGGAGCUGCAUAUAUAGAUCCCACCCCCAUUGCCAGUCACGUUAUCAGUCCUGAAGCAAUGGAAGCACUGACAGCUUACAAUCCUGCCAGCUUUGCUCUGAAUGACAUGCUGAAACAGCAGCUCACUCUGAUUCGCCAGUUUGUGCAAGUGAGCCGGCAUCUCUAUUUAUCUGUUGUGGCCUCAAUAGAACAGGACAACUACCAUUACACAACCUUGGAAGAAACUAAAGAGUUUAUCAGAAGUCGUAGGCCACCUCCAAUCAGCUUGGAUCAGGCCCUGGAAGAGGUGCACCAGGAACUGAAGGAAUAUCACUGCAUAUGACUACCAGCAAGGCAGGGAAGUAAACCUUGCAAUGUUAAUGAUGGAGAGAAGAGCAGCUUCUGCUGUGACUCGUGCUCUUGUCAAUGUUACCAGUAAAGCAUUUAACAUUAUCCUGCUCACUUG
This is a messenger RNA of Carcharodon carcharias (great white shark), 2927 nucleotides long. It is a transcript of the gene c14h19orf44, whose product is annotated as chromosome 14 C19orf44 homolog. Lineage: Eukaryota; Metazoa; Chordata; Chondrichthyes; Lamniformes; Lamnidae. The transcript has 10 exons. Bases 711 to 2804 code for a protein of 697 amino acids. The record is from RefSeq and is a predicted model, not a curated record.